UAUGAUUAGUAAGAGACUGAAAAACCAGAAUAACAUUAUCAACAUUACAGAUAAUAAUGGGGAGAGUCCAGCUGAAUAAAUAUUCUUCCGGACUUUCUUUUCAGAAAAUGGAGGGUUUGAUGAUUUAUUCGAUAUGGGUUUGGUACUGGAUUUGGAAAUGUUUUGGAGGAUUUCAAUUUGUUCAAAAAAGUCCUGGAAUUUUUUAUUAUUCGACUGGUCCUAGAAGGAAUCGUGGCCAUUAAUAAUAAAAUCAUAAAGAUAAGAUUUCAAUUAAUAAGAAUUUUAGAACUAAAGAAGAUAAAUUUAGUGUGGAACUAAUUGGAUACAAAAUUUCUUGUUAUCUGAUUUUCAUCUAUAUUUUCUUUAGAAAUUCUUAAGAAAAUUCCCUAAUUAUGUCAUAGCGAUAAUCUGUAUGAAAUAUUUCCUAAAUCAAAGCACAAUCAAUUUUUCUUUGAUUUUUUUAUUAUAAAAAUUUUAUAGUAAUAAAACUUAUAAAAUCAGAAUUAGCUAAUUAAUUAAUUAUCAUUAUAAACUCAAGAACUAAACAAAAUCUGUUAAUAUUUUAAGGAAUAAAAAAAAUAUAAUACAAAAUCAACUCCUAAAUUUUUUUUAAUUUAAUAAAAUAAUUUACAAUUCAAAUACUCUCUUGUUAAGAAUUUUUAACUCUAAAAUACAUGGCUGCAAAUCAAAAGAGAUAAUAUGGAAGAUAAGCAAGAAUAAAAAUAUAUAGAUUCAGUUAAGAUAUCAAAUAAGAUGAUAAUGUUGGAAGGUGAAAUUUUCUUAAUGAAACAAUAAGCAUUAAGAUAUGUCAAAUUCUCAUUUAAUGAAGAUAUCAGAACAAGAGUUGCAUUCCGAGAGAUUGCCUAUAAAUCGAUAGAAGGAUUUGGAAGGUUAUACUUGAUUGCCAAAUUCACCUAUAAGGAUUCUAUUGUUCCAAUUGUACAUAAAAUUAUGUUCAAAAUACCGAUGCCUUAGAAAUAAUAAUGA
Molecule: messenger RNA, 987 nt
Organism: Paramecium sonneborni
Lineage: Eukaryota; Ciliophora; Oligohymenophorea; Peniculida; Parameciidae
Source: the annotation of a GenBank genome assembly